CUCGGGGAGCUCAGCCUCUGUGUGUGUGUAGCAUCCCUGAAGCUGCUUGCGCUGCUUCAACUGCAAGGAGCAGGAGGAAAACAAUGGGGUCUAAAGGGAGAGCUCUGGAGAGCGCUGCAAGUAACGCUUGAGUGGGCAGCACAACCAUUGGUGCAUCCUUGUCUCCCGGAACUACUGACUCACCGGGAAUGGAUUUUGCUGUUAAAAAAUUUACAACCCUUCAGCAAUAGAUCCUCCUCCUCUUCCUCUUCCUCUUCCUCUGGAUCUGAAAGGGAGAAGGAGAAAGAGAAGUGGAAGGGAAAAACAGUGAGAAAGAGACAGCAAGAGAGAGAGAGAGAGAGAGAGGUUAUCUCUUUUCUUACAGGGUCCUCAUCAUCACCCUAUCCUGUGGCUCCUACUAUCAGCUGUGUCAGUGUAUUCCUUCCAGAUAAGGUCUAUUUUUGCGUCGGGGCGCCGGGACAUGUCUCUGGCGGAAGCAGCAUCCUGGGAGCAGCCGAGCCGCGGCCCUGUGCCAGCCGAGGCGCAGCACUGAGGCGCAGAUCGGAGACGCCGCGCUGAGAUAACGGGCCCCAGCUCCAGUACCACCCCCACACAGCGCCGCCGUCUGAUCGUUUGUCUCGUCUGCCACGCUUCCCCUCCCCCCCCCCCCCGUCUCUCUCUUUCUCCCUUCUCUCUCUUCUUUCGUCUUCCUCGGUGCAUCUCAGCAUGGCGGUGUCUACAGCUGCAGGACCGGACCUCUUCCUGACUCCCACGCCCAACCCCACCACCCUGCCCUCGCUGUCCGCCGUGCCUGCCACCCCCACCUCCUUCCCUGUGACCACCGUGGGGCUCACGACUGCCGCGGAGAACAUCACGACUGCUGCCGCGCCGACUAUCCCUCUGACUACUCUGCUGACCACCACGCUGUCGGGCAACCAGACAGCCUUCAAUGGCACAGGGCUGCCCCAGCUGGCGGAGCAGGUUGCGGGUAUGGGCAUGGUGCUCGUGCCCUUCGCCAUCAUCACUGUCCUUGGCCUGCUGAUAAUCGUGCUGUUAUAUGUAAGGAAACGGAAAAGACUGGAGAAGCUUCGGCACCAGCUCAUGCCCAUGUACAACUUUGACCCGGGAGAGGAGCAGGACGACCUGGAGCAGGAGCUGCUGGACCAUGGGCGAGACGGCAGCCCAGCUGGGCCCAAUGCCAAGACACUGACAACAAGCCAGGGUACCACUCAGAGGCCCAGCCGGCUGGUCUUCACCGAUGUGGCUGACGCCAUCAACGCAUAAUGCGCAUGAACCUGACAAACUAAAUUGAAUGAUGACAGGACUAAAGAUCUGAAAAGAUGGACUGAAGACUUUGAAGCAAUGACAUCCUUGGAGGACAGCUCCAGGUUUUUAGCCAUGACUUUGGGUGUGUGAUGAGAGGGAGGAAGAUUGUUAUCUGUGCUGGUCUGCACCACAAACAACAUCUUGUCUUCCAAUUCGAAUUUGUCUGUCAUGGACAGAGAAUGAUGUUUGUCGACGUUGAAUGAUGAAUAGGGGUGAUAUUAAUUUGUUGAUAUUUCAGGCUUCAUGUAUUCAAGCAAUCAUUUCCUGAGUGUCGUUUCUUGUUUAUUGUAGGUGUAUCUGAGAACAUUGCACUAUCUGACACCUUUUUGUGUGGAAAUUCACUGCUGAAUGGAUGGCAUGUCAACAGUGUUCUUGUAUUCAACGUUUAUUUCCUUAUGGUCACUCCAAUCCUCUAAAUAGGGCAUACAAAUAUGACUUUAUAUGAACACCUGUGGGAAGAAUUUAGAAAACAUGAACUUAUCGUUGCCGUGGAUUCUGCCAGUUAGCGCAGCGUAGGUGAUGACGUUCAAGUGUCCCCUUUCAAACUGGAGUAACUGCACUUCAUUUUAUGCCCAUGCAAUAUUGACUGGAGCUAUGUUGCUGGAGCUGGUGAGACGACUGGAAUCAGAGUUCUGAACUCUUAAGCUGACUUUUAGAUGACACUUGGACACACGCUUCUGUGGCUAAGCGGACGAUGUGGACUGGAUUCCUUUGAUGACUGUUCUGUUGUUUGGAUACACUGCUGCAUGCAUUUUAGUGUCUCAUGGAAUGUCUUAACGCUGGGUCCUGGGAACCUUCAACAACAAUAGUUGGCCAGGUGUGGAAAAGACAUGCGGAUGAUAAAGGGAAACAGAAGAGUGAUGGAUCAGAGGAAGAGAGAAAGAGAGGAAUAAUAAAAGAAAGAAGAAAUGUCCUCUGCCCCACCUGACAUACUUUACAAGGGGACCAUUGUGAGAAUUUAGUGUUUUAAAUAUACUUUUGUGACUAAGGGAAUAAAUACAUGAACAAAUA
Alosa sapidissima (American shad) is the source of this 2316-nucleotide messenger RNA. RefSeq lists its product as uncharacterized. The transcript is spliced from 5 exons. Bases 706 to 1263 code for a protein of 185 amino acids. The record is from RefSeq and is a predicted model, not a curated record. Lineage: Eukaryota; Metazoa; Chordata; Actinopteri; Clupeiformes; Clupeidae.